This is a messenger RNA of Spea bombifrons (plains spadefoot toad), 2988 nucleotides long. RefSeq names its product TERF2 interacting protein (gene TERF2IP). Gene Ontology annotation, biological process: telomere maintenance via telomere lengthening; regulation of DNA-templated transcription. The record is from RefSeq and is a predicted model, not a curated record. The transcript has 3 exons. Lineage: Eukaryota; Metazoa; Chordata; Amphibia; Anura; Pelobatidae. Gene Ontology annotation, cellular component: shelterin complex. The coding region runs from base 78 to 2963 and encodes 961 amino acids. Gene Ontology annotation, molecular function: telomeric repeat DNA binding.
AAUAAACGUCUAAAGUAGUUGCGCUUGUGCUCGCUGGACUACAACUCCCAUGUCGCCCUGGGGGCGGUCCGUUUGUAAUGACGCCACAGAGUCUGAGCUUCGGAAAAAUGGCCGACCCCAAAGCAUGUACGCAUUCUCGCAGUUUGUUUGUUUUGGAAAAUGGGAGUCCGAUGAGAUUUUAUGCUCGGCCUGGCCCGUUAAAGCGGCACCUGUCCCCAAUUAUCUUGCACGGUGGUGGGGUGAUGUGUCGGCUGCAGGAACCCGGUGCGCUGCUUCUUGCCAAGCCCGGAGAAGCUCAGGGGCCACAAUACAUCUCAAUUAAUUAUGUGACUGACUGUGUGGAAAGGGACGAGAGGCUGGACGUAAAGGAUUACGUGUUGGAGAAGACCCCUGGACACACGUGGGUGAAGGAGAGGUUGGAAACCGGUUGCAGGGAAGAUCAUGCAGGGGGCGAUAAAGUUGAGGGAGCUUGGAUUAGUGUAGAGAAGGAAAAUCAGAACAAUAAACGUGGUUGCGAUGAUGUUGAGGGCUCCGGGAAAAAAAAGUACCGAGAAGUGGGCAGCAAGAAGGAUGAUAAAGCUGAAAAGGAAGGAGUGUUUGAAGAUGAGUGUAGAGAAGUGGAUAAUACAUGGAAGCAGAAAAACAGUACGAAGUACCAAAGGAAAGUACCCAAACAAACAGAUGAAAAGGAUACUGUGAAAAGUGGCGCGAUCCUGGUAAGAGAAGAAAUUGGGGAUGAUGUAGGUGAGGAGAGGCAACUGAAGGAUGGGGGCUGCCAAGAUCAAGUAGAAGCAUUAAAAGAUGGUGAGCAUCAGCAAGGAAAGGAAAGUUUGAAGGGUAGAAAUGGACAGGGCGGAGAUGAAGGAUUGAAGAAUGAUAGGGGUCAUGGAGGAAUGGGGAGUGUGACAGAUGAAGAGAAAUUAAAGGAUGGAGAGGAGACGUUGGCUGAUAGUGAGGAGGGCAGAGUGGCAGCAGAUGAAGAGGGGACAGCGGCGGCUGAUGAAGGGAGCCAUGGCGAGGAGGGCAGAGUGGUGGCUGAUGAAGGGAUCCAUGGCCAGGAGGUGACAGUUGCGGCUGAUGAAGGGAUCCAUGGCCAGGAGGUGACAGUUGCGGCUGAUGAAGGGAUCCAUGGCCAGGAGGGGACAGUUGCGGCUGAUGAAGGGAUCCAUGGCCAGGAGGGGACAGUUGCGGCUGAUGAAGGGAUCCAUGGCCAGGAGGGGACAGUUGCGGCUGAUGAAGGGAUCCAUUGCCAGGAGGGGACAGUUGCGGCUGAUGAAGGGAUCCAUGGCCAGGAGGGGACAGUUGCGGCUGAUGAAGGGAUCCAUGGCCAGGAGGCGACAGUUGCGGCUGAUGAAGGGAUCCAUGGCGAGGAGGGGACAGUUGCGGCUGAUGAAGGGAUCCAUGGCGAGGAGGGGACAGUUGCGGCUGAUGAAGGGAUCCAUGGCGAGGAGGGGACAGUUGCGGCUGAUGAAGGGAGCCAUGGCGAGGAGGUGACAGUGGCGGCUGAUGAAGGGAGCCAUGGCGAGGAGGUGACAGUGGCGGCUGAUGAAGGGAGCCAUGGCGAGGAGGGGACAGUGGCGGCUGAUGAAGGGAGCCAUGGCAAAAAGGGGAGAGAAGUGGAUGGAAAGAACUAUGGAGGGGACCUGGAAGGAGGAAAACCAGUCAUGGAUGGAGAAGAUGAAGCAUCAGAUGCAGUAGACCAGGAAGAAGGGGAAACCGUGGGACUUGGAGGGGACAGGGCAGGAGAGGAGGGUAUGAUGGAUAGGCAGUAUGAAAGAAAACAGCAGACAAGGAAAGCGAAGGACCCCUGGGAGAGAGGAAAACAAAGUUAUGAUGCCAAUAAAAAUGAUGUACAACAGAAGAGGCAGAGGAUUGAUAAUGUGCAUCAAAUAAACUCUGGCACUAAAAACAUUGAAAACAAAAAGACUAACGCUGAACAUCUGCAAGAGAAAGUGACUCCAGACUCACCCAGCUUUCGUCCAACUGGACGGACUUUCUUUACGCAGGAGGAGGAUAUGGCUAUACUAUCAUAUCUAAGAGACAAUGUACCUGCCAGGGGAACAGUGUCUGGUGUUGUUUUGUGGAAGGAAAUGGAAGAGAAGCAAGUUGUGAAGAGAACAUGGCAGGCAAUGAAGGACCGUUAUAGGAAACAUCUUGCAAAAACAAAUCCUUUCUACAAACUACCCAAGUCCCCAUCUCCUCUUGAAAAAAAGACUUCCAAGAAUGAGGUGUCUAGCCCAAGAGCCUCGACAAGGAAAACCAGAAAAAUUAGUUCCUUCACUUAUGUAAAAUGUUCUACUCCAAAAAGGAGUAAGGUGACUUCAUCUGAGGACAGGCCUGGAUGUAACGGGGAAGAAGAAGAAGAGGAGGAAGGUGCUGAUCUGACCACCCUCAGCCAACACCAGGAUACUGCAGAACUUGAAGAUGCUAUUCAACCCUCGGCAGUAUCGAGCGGGAUUGAGAAAGUAGCUGAUAUGAAUGAGGACCGUUCCAAUGAAGCAGAUAACAGCGAUUCAGGGGAAUUGUGCAUAUUUGAGAUUGCAAACAUGGAGUUUGAGGCUGAUGAUGCCUCCGAGGCAGUGGCCUCUAAGCAGGGCCCUGGCCUUAAGGAGUUUGUAAUGGAAGAGGACUCUGUGACUCCAGAGAGCCAGACACAGGUGGAUGAGGUGUCUUCAAGCCCGGAUGUUUCUGAUGGUGAGGGUCUUAAAGAGGCAAUACAUGACAUGAUGGCUGAAUUUAAUCUCCGCCUGUGUGAUGUUACUCAGGCUUUACUUAAGAACAGCGGGGAAGUGGGAUCUACAAGAUGUUUCUUGCGGACUGGCAGCAGACCUGAUGGCUAUCCCAUUUGGCUGAGGAACGAUGAUUUAGACCUGGAGAAGGAGGACCCAAAGAUACAGAAAAGAUUAAUAAACAAAUAUGGAGCUGACAAUGUUGCAAAGAGGGUGGCAUUUCUGACCAGUUAGAGCGCCAUGCUCAAAGAACCCCCCC